AUGGUGUACAGCCUGUUUGGGAAGAAACAUUUCGAUGUUGGGACUCGCUGUGCAAGCUGCUGCAGAAGUACCCGAAGGGGCAGGGGUCAGGCGGUGCGGGCGCGGGGGGGAGCGGGCGGUGCGGGUGCGGCGGCCGACGAGCCGCCCGAGCCGCUGCACCGCGCCGUGCCCAAGCGCCGCGUGUCGCACCACACCGCCAGCGAACACGACUUCGAGAUGCAAAUCCAAGAGUGGGCGAACAUAACCUCCUUUCUGUGCGCAUUGGGGGGUGUGUGUCUUCAGCGCCGACCGUCAACAAUCUGGUCACAUUUACAUGGACACGACACACGAAAAUACAAUGUUUUAGCAAAUAGCUCACAAGAAGUUCAGUACUGUCCGGUUACACAGUUUAUAGGGCAACUUUUGCGAUUAUUGCUAUGCACCAACGAGCGUUUCGGGCAACAAAUACAAACGCACGUCAAAGAACUUGUGGGACACGAGAUGUCACCUGCCCUCUAUCCUAUACUUUUUGACCAAAUUAAAGCCAUCGUCGAUAAGUUUUUCGACCAACAACAACAGGUGAUGCUAACGGAAAUUAAUACGCAGUUCGUGGAGCACACUAUAUUUAUAAUGAAGAGCAUUUUAGAUAACAAAAAGACUGGCCAACCUGCAGAACAUCUUAGUACUACUUCUAUCGAGGGCCUAAUGUUGGCUAUAGUCAGGUAUGUGCGUCAUUUAGACAUGACGGUGCUUUCGGUGCAUAUAAAGACGAAACUUUGCCAAGUUGUGGAAGUGAUGAUGAGUCGAAGAGACGAUCUCGCGUUCAGGAAGGAAAUGAAAUUUCGAAAUAAAAUGGUGGAGUAUGUGACCGAUUGGGUCCUUGGUACUAGUCAUCAGAUAGCUCGGGCCGAGGCAUCUUCUAAAUCAAGGUAUCUGGUGGUGUGCCGCGAGCUGGACCAGGCGUGCAUGGAGGCGGUGGCGGCGCUGCUGAAGGGGCUGCCGCUGCAGCCCGAAGAGUCCGACCGCGGCGACCUCAUGGAGGCCAAGAGCCAGCUCUUCCUCAAAUACUUCACAUUAUUUAUGAAUUUACUUAACGACUGCAACGAAGUAGAAAUGACCGAAGGUCCGGGAUUGGAGGCUCUUAGAAAUGCCACCAUUCAAGCCAUGUCCAACUUGCUAAGCGCAAACAUUGACUCGGGUCUCAUGCAUAGCAUAGAUCUGGGCUACCACUGCGACCUACAGACCCGAGCGGCAUUUAUGGAAGUGUUGACGAAAAUCUUGCAACAAGGCACAGAAUUCGACACGCUGGCUGAGACGGUGCUGGCCGACCGCUUUGAACAGUUAGUUCAGCUGGUCACCAUGAUUUCGGACAAGGGGGAGCUGCCAAUUGCAAUGGCGCUCGCGAACGUAGUGAGCACGUCUCAAAUGGAUGAACUUGCGCGCGUGUUCGUCACGCUGUUUGAUGCCAAGCAUCUACUGGCUCCGUUGCUAUGGAAUAUUUUCUACAGAGAAGUCGAGGUAUCCGACUGCAUGCAAACGCUUUUCCGAGGAAAUUCGUUAGGGAGCAAGAUAAUGGCGUAUUGUUUCAAGAUAUACGGCUACGGGUACCUACAAUCAUUACUAGAGCCGCUUAUAUCUGCGUUAUUGGACCAAGCCGAGCAGCAACCUGAACUGAGCUUUGAAGUAGAUCCGGCAAGAUUGGACACGAACCAGGACAUUGACGUGAAUCGAUCGAACCUCAUCGCGCUGACAAAAGAAGUAUUCGACUGUAUCGUCAAUUCGUCGGAUAUGUUUCCCCCGCAGCUGCGCAGCAUGUGUCACUGUCUUUAUCAGGUGUUAAGCAAACGUUUCGCUCAGUUUCCACAAACUAGCGUAGGAGCAGUCGGCACUGUUCUAUUUUUGAGAUUCAUCAAUCCUGCUAUAGUUUCACCACAAGAAAUGGGCAUUGUCAGUCGGCCAGUGCCGGCGCAAGUGAAGCGCGGUUUGAUGUUAAUGUCCAAGAUCCUGCAAAACAUCGCCAACCACGUUGAAUUCUCCAAAGAACAGCACAUGUUACCCUUUAAUGAUUUCCUCAGAGCACACUUUGAAGCAGGUCGCAAAUUCUUCAUCCAAAUAGCAUCGGACUGCGAGAGCAUUGACCAAACUUCCCACAACCUGUCGUUCAUCAGCGAUGCCAACGUAGUCGCUCUACAUCGGCUGCUAUGGAACCAUCAGGAACGAAUCGGAGACUAUCUGUCUUGCAGCAGAGACCACAAGGCCGUCGGCAGGCGACCAUUUGAUAAGAUGGCGACAUUACUUGCAUAUUUAGGUCCUCCAGAGCAUAAGCCUGUUGAAUCCACAUCCAGUCUUCUGUUUUCUUCGUACGCACGAUGGUCAUCCAUUGACAUGUCCUCAACAAAUUUCGAGGAGUUCAUUGUGAAACAUAAUAUGCACGAAAAAGAAGAGUUUAAAAGUAUCAAGUCACUGAACAUUUUUUAUCAAGCUGGCACCAGCAAGAUUGGCAACCCAGUUUUUUAUUUCAUAUCAAGAAGAUACAAAAUCGGCGAGGUAAACGCGGAUCUGCUGAUAUAUCAUGUGAUCCUAACAUUGAAGCCAUUUUGCCAACAACCCUUUGAACUGAUUGUGGACCUUACACAUGCUUCUUCAGAGAACAGGUUUAGGACAGACUUUUUACAAAAAUGGUUCAGCGUGCUGCCUGAAGUAGCAUACAUCAAUAUCCACGCCAGUUACAUCUACAAUUGUAACAGCUGGGUCAGGGAAUACACCAAGUUCCACGAGUCGAUACUAGCGCCACUAAGAGGCAAUCGCAAACUAAUAUUUAUAGACAGCCAUACGAGGCUGAGCGAUUUCGUGGACCCCGAGCAAAUAAAGUUGCCGGGCACUACACUAGCACUAGAAGAGGAUCUUAAAGUUUUCAACAAUGCUCUCAAACUGUCGCAUAAGGACACCAAAGUGGCUAUUAAGGUUGGACCUACUGCACUUCAAAUAACGUCAGUUGAAAAGACCAAGGUGUUGGGGACACAAGUUCUGCUUAAUGAUGUUUACUACGCCUCUGAGAUCGAUGAGGUAUGCUUGGUGGACGACAAUCAAUUUUCAUUAACAAUAAUCAAUGAUCCGACGCCGCUCAGCUUUAUACAUAACGACUGUGACAACAUCCUACAAUCGAUCAUUCAUAUACGCAGCCGCUGGGAACUCAGUCAGCCACAAGACUCGGUAACCGUACACCAAAAGAUACGACCUAAAGACGUUCCGGGCACGUUGCUGAACAUGGCGCUACUGAACCUGGGCUCGUGCGACCCUAACCUGCGCACCGCCGCCUACAACCAGUUGUGCGCGCUCACCGCCACCUUCCACCUCAAGAUCGAGGGCCAGCUGCUCGAGACCUCCGGUCUGUGUAUUCCAUCAAAUAACACAAUAUUCAUUAAAUCUGUGAGCGAGAAAUUAGCACACAAUGAACCACACCUCACUCUUGAAUUUUUGGAAGAAUGUAUACAGGGCUUUAGCGGAUCUACUAUAGAACUGAAGCAUUUAUGUUUGGAGUAUAUGACACCUUGGUUAGCUAAUUUAGUAAGAUUCUGCAAGCCAUCUGAUGAAUCUCGACGUCAAAAACAAGUAGCUCAUAUAUUGGAGAAGCUCAUAACGUUAACGAUCGAGGAGACAGAAAUGUACCCUUCGGUGCAAGCCAAAAUAUGGGGCUCCAUUGGACAAGUGCCUGAGCUUAUCGAUAUGGUGCUCGAUAGCUUUAUUCAAAGGAGCGUCAACUCUGGCCUAGGAUCACCAAUGAUUGAAAUAAUGGCGGACACGGCGGUCGCGCUCGCUUCCGCUAAUGUGCAGCUGGUGUCCAAGAAAGUCAUCGGUCGCAUGUGUCGGGCCCUAUCCAAACUGCCCAAUAAUAUUCUGGGUCCUGUUACCCCGGCCACUGUAGUGGAUAAGACAUGCCAUUCUCCAACUGCAAUGCUCGAGCAACAUAUGAUGUGGGAUGACAUUGCCAUAUUGGCUAGAUAUUUGCUGAUGCUGUCGUUCAACAACUGCCUGGACGUGGCGCGCCACCUGCCGUACCUGUUCCACACGGUGUCGUUCCUGGUGUGCUCGGGCACCGUGCCCAUGCGCGCCGCCACGCACGGCCUCGUCAUCAACAUCAUACACUCGCUCUGCACUUGCAACACGCCCAGCUUCUCCGAGGAGACACGGCGCCUGCUAAUGAUGUCACUGGAUGAGUUCGCGUUGCCCAAAUUUUAUCAAAUGUUUGGUAUAUCUAAAGUAAAGUCUGCUGCUGUCACUGCCUUUAGAAGUCCCUACAAUCACCAUGGAGGAGAUUGGUACUCGGAGCAGUCGUACAGUGGGUGCGCGGAGUCGUCGCUGGGCGGCGCCGCUUGCGGCCCGCACUCGCACGCGCACUUGCAGUCGGACCGCGAGCGACUGCCGCUGCAGUCGCUGGAGACCAUCACCGACGCGCUGCUCGAGAUCAUGGAAGCCUGCAUGCGUGACAUCCCUCACUGCGACUGGCUCAACACCUGGACGUCACUAGCUAAAAGUUUUGCGUUCUGCUUCAAUCCGGCCUUACAACCUAGAGCGUUGAUAGUGUUUGGAUGCAUAAGUAAAAAUGUAACCGACGACGACAUGAAGCAACUACUGAGGAUAUUGGUAAAAGCAUUGGAAUCCUUUAACGACCUUGCACUUCUGGAAGCUCUCAUCAUGUGCCUUACGAGACUACAGCCACUGUUGCAUCCGGAAUCGCCAAUACACAAGGCUCUGUUUUGGGUGGCGUUAUCCGUGCUUCAGUUAAGCGAAGCUACGCUAUAUGCAGCGGGUUUAGCACUAAUGGAACAAAAUCUUCACACAUUGGACUCGCAAGGAGUAUUCGAUAACAAGACCUUAGAGCAGGUGAUGAUGGAAACUCGAGAACCUUUAGAGUGGCAUUUUAAACAGCUCGAUCACGCGGUUGGUUUAAGCUUCCGGUCGAACUUCCACUUCGCGCUGGUGGGGCACCUGAUCAAGGGCUACCGGCACCCGCAGGCGGCCACCGUGUCGCGAACAUGUCGCGUGCUGGCCGCGCUGCUUUCCACUGCCGCGCGCCGCCACCACGACAAAUUUCACGUGGCGCCCGCCACCGUAGCCUACCUCACCGCGUUGGUAUGCGUUAGCGAAGAAGUUAGGUCGCGAUGUCAUGUGAAGCAUUCCCUUCCAAAGUGGCUGCCUGACAACUGUGACCAUUACUGCCCAACCGCUGAACAUCUCCAGUCAUCGAUGCUGAUUCAGCCGCAAUCGUCCACACACUCGUCUUGCCACAGUCGUCGACUGAAAUCCUGGGACAUGCUUGACCAAGUGGCGUUAUCCUAUGCACAUGGCGGUAAAUCCCCAACACUACAACAUUCAAGCAGCGGCGGCCACAGUCCGCACAUGAUGAGCAUUUCACACCAGGAUAGCGAAGGCCGUGCUCAUAGCGUACAACACGGUGUGGCCGGGGAAGCGGCCAGGGAACACGGAGAUGCUGACAGUGGACUUGAUUGUAAGAUGAUACGAAGCAUUACGCAUUUGAAACAGGGCUUGGAAGACGACGGUCGCGCCUCGCCAGUUAGCACCGAUGAUGCGACCGACAGACCCUCAUCUACAAAGUCUGGAGAUAGUGAUUACCCCGAAUCUUCGACAAAGCAAAUGUCAACUGAUAAAGACACCACAAGUCCCGAGAGCAACAGUCUUCUGGACCCCUCUGUGUUGUCUGACUUCACUACUCAAGCACUUGUGCUCACAGUUCUUGCAACGCUCGUCAAGUAUACAACGGAUGAAGAUGAAAUAAGAAUUUUAUACCAGUAUCUAGCAGAGGGUUCCGUUGUAUUUCCGAAGGUGUUCCCAGUUAUCCAUAGUCUUCUCGAUAUGAAGAUUAACCAUGUUCUAAUGCAUUGCCAUGAUCAAGUCAUAUUAAGUGCAGUACAAAGCAUUAUACAGAACAUGAUAGCUUCGGAGGACGCGAGUCAGCAACAGCUGCAUUACAUGCAAAGCUGCGGCUUCGGUGGCUUAUGGCGGUUUGCUGGACCUUUCUCGAGGAAUCAGUGCACUGCGGAGAGCAGCGAGCUGUUCGUGAAUUGUCUGGAGGCAAUGGUGGAAACUUGCCUGCCGGGAGACGACACGGUCCGGCCGCGAGCUCCCCCGCCGGACCCUGACUACCCGGAGCCGCACGACACGCACCGAUAUGCAGGUGUACACAGGCAGCCAACACUGUACUGCCCCAACCAAGACCCAUAG
Messenger RNA from Parnassius apollo (apollo), 6222 nucleotides. NCBI's taxonomy places the organism in Eukaryota, Metazoa, Arthropoda, Insecta, Lepidoptera, Papilionidae. The record is from the annotation of a GenBank genome assembly.